This is a messenger RNA of Microcebus murinus (gray mouse lemur), 3342 nucleotides long. Lineage: Eukaryota; Metazoa; Chordata; Mammalia; Primates; Cheirogaleidae. The record is from RefSeq and is a predicted model, not a curated record.
GCGUGGGGUUUCCUGAGGCUGCGGGCAGGGGCCCGCCGCGCCCAUCCCGAUGGCUGGAGGCGUCUGAGGGGCGGACGGAGGCGGCGGCGGGAGCGGGCGGCGAGCAGGGCGCGGGGCCGGGAGUGGAGCAGCCGCCGCGGCGGGACCGGACCGAGCCUCGCCGGCGCGCACCUGCUCGCAGAGCGCGCAGCGCGGCCCGAGCGCGACGACCUCCCGGGCGGCGGCCGAGGCGGCGGCGGUGUGGGCGCGUCAGGCCGCGACGAGGGCGCUGAGAGACAUCUCGCUGCGUUGCUCAGGCUGAAGUACAGUGGUGUGAUCGUAGCUCACUGCAUCUUCCAACUCCUGCGCUCAAGCGAUCUGCCUCAGCCUCCAGAGCGGUUGGGACCACAGGCGUGUGCCAUCAAGCCCUGUGAGUACAUCUUAAAGGACUGAAGACACAUUUGCAUGUAUUGGACACCAGACCAGAAGCACUUCUGAAUUAAGAUCUCAGUUCUUGGAGGUGGAAUUGAAGAGCACUAAGAUCAGAAGAUGAGUGAACUUGACCAAUUACGGCAGGAGGCCGAACAACUUAAAAACCAAAUUAGAGAUGCUAGAAAAGCGUGUGCAGAUGCAACCCUCUCCCAGAUCACAAACAACAUCGACCCCGUGGGAAGAAUCCAGAUGCGCACUAGGAGAACGCUGCGGGGGCACCUGGCCAAGAUCUAUGCCAUGCACUGGGGCACGGAUUCCAGGCUUCUUGUCAGUGCCUCGCAGGAUGGUAAACUUAUCAUCUGGGACAGCUACACCACAAACAAGGUCCACGCCAUCCCUCUGCGCUCCUCCUGGGUCAUGACCUGUGCAUAUGCUCCUUCUGGGAACUACGUGGCCUGCGGUGGGCUGGACAACAUUUGCUCCAUUUAUAAUCUGAAAACUCGUGAAGGGAAUGUCCGCGUGAGUCGUGAGCUGGCGGGACAUACAGGUUACUUGUCCUGCUGCCGGUUCCUGGAUGACAAUCAGAUCGUCACCAGCUCUGGAGACACCACAUGUGCUCUGUGGGACAUCGAGACCGGCCAGCAGACGACCACAUUCACGGGACACACUGGAGACGUCAUGAGCCUUUCUCUCGCUCCCGACGCCAGGCUGUUUGUCUCUGGUGCUUGCGAUGCUUCAGCCAAACUCUGGGACGUGCGAGAAGGGAUGUGCCGGCAGACCUUCACCGGCCACGAGUCCGACAUCAACGCCAUCUGCUUCUUUCCAAAUGGCAACGCGUUUGCCACUGGCUCGGAUGACGCUACCUGCAGGCUGUUUGACCUUCGUGCGGACCAGGAACUCAUGACUUACUCCCACGACAACAUCAUCUGUGGCAUCACCUCCGUCUCCUUCUCCAAGAGCGGGCGCCUGCUCCUCGCCGGGUACGACGACUUCAACUGCAACGUCUGGGACGCGCUCAAAGCUGACAGGGCAGGUGUCUUGGCCGGACAUGACAACCGCGUCAGCUGCCUGGGAGUGACUGACGACGGCAUGGCUGUGGCCACAGGGUCCUGGGACAGCUUCCUGAAGAUCUGGAACUAACACCAGGAGCAGCACGUGGGCGCUGCGGAGACUGGAAGACCAUUCCACCCUGACCGUGACCUGACCGUGAGAGCAUACCCCAUCCAGCCGCACUAACGUGGACACCCUGCACCUCCCCUCAGAACUUCAAAAGGGCAAGAUCUUUUUCCUUCACUUAUUGCUGAAACCAAGAGCACAAUUCCCGUCGAGAGAAGGAUCUCUGUGCUGUAAACUAAAACAAAUUGUGCAUUCCUUCCGGGGCCAUCGUCUUCGUUUUCUUUUUUGUCUUGAAUGAAUUUUAAAAGGAAAUACUAUAAUAAACAUGUUAACCAGAAGGUAACCUGAGUGUAAUGUGGGACAGACACACCUCUCCGCUAGCUUAUCUGAACUUUAGACCAGUGACCCUGUUUGUGACAUUCAUGCAAAACAAGUUAAGGACUUUAUCUUGUAAUAGUUUCUAAAUUUCAAGUCAUGUUUGUAACAGGAUUUUGGAAGCAUUCAUAUUUCCUUUUUUAAAUAUAUUCCUUUAUGUUCGUAGUGAAACAGAACCAGAGUCUAGGGCAGCCUCUCUGACAUUGUCACUGAUGUAAAUUCAGUCCCUGGGUUUUUUUUGUUUUUUUUUUUCUCGUUUUCUGUCUAUGUUGCGAUGAUUGUCGCACACAAACAUGGCAUAGAAAAGAACGUGUUGAGAAGGGAAGUGACCAAGCACACGCUGUUGACGGUCUUGCAUGUGUGAUCAGAGAGCCCCUCGCCUUUUCUGAAUAGUGAACUCAGAUCCAGCACCCACUUCCUCCCGGCCCAGCCUCUCUGCCUUCUCAGUUAGUCUUCAUCUCACCCGGGUUUCCUUGUGGAGUUGGAGGGAAGUUCAUAACAGCCUAACACUACCCGCCCCACCCCAACCACCAGGAACCUGUUUUCAAGAGAGAUGCCUGUCCUGUGCUUGGAUAGUCAGUCAGUUAUUUGUGUAUGAAACAAUGUACAAAUCAAUGUUUUGAAAAUAAUGAUCUCAGACUUUCUAAGUUAAAUUUUAAAAAAAUUUGAUUGUUUGCCAUAUUGGGUGGGUUUACUCUUAGAUUCGCAUGCUGUAGAAAUGCUCAAAAGUGCAUAUAGGACUCAGUCCUUAGAUGUUCUUUUUGUUUUAAGAAAUAACCUCUUAACGUGUAACCAUUGCAGCUCUGUCCACUUCUUGUUGCUGCUCUGCACACAUAUCGGAAGCAGUACAAUAAGCAGCUCUACACGCUUGAGUAGCAGGAUAAGUCACUGUUUUCUUUAUUUCUUUAAAAAAAACCAGUCCUGUUGCAAACGGUUGCUGUUGGAUUCUGAGGGUCGAGAGGGAGGCAGGACGGAGAAGGGACGGAGAGCUGCCCUCCCGAUCCACCAGCUCCCCGUGGCCCCUCCCCACAGAACGAGCCUGGGAUCCAAGGCAGAUCAUUUUUACCACAUGCAAAUGUCCUGGUUUCAUUUCCAGCCCAGUGUCCAGCAGCAGCGUUUGGACAGCAGCGUUCUGUGGACCCCCACCCCCACCCCAGCACCCCUCAUAGCAGCAGUAGUGGCUUCUCCAUCCUGUUCUGCGACACUAUACAAAACUGUGCUGUGACCGUGCGGUAGGCCUGGAUCUGGCAAAGAGAAUAAAAAUGAAACCCUUCUUUCUCCUUCCAUCAACACCUCUGUAGAGCUCUCUGCACCCUUACCCUUUUCACCUUUUGUAUUUAAUUUUAAAGUCAGUGUACUGCAAGGAAGCUGGAUGCAAGAUAGAUACUAUAUUAAACUGUACUGUUAUUUAAGAUGUAAUAAAGCAGUUUGACAUGAGGG